AUGGAUAUCACUCUAAAACGCUCCUCUUCUAGAGUUACAAGUACUGCUGAUUCGGUGAAAGAUACUCAGACUUCAGAAAACCUUCAACAGUUAAUCCAAAAAUCGCUUGCGCUACAAAACGAAAUACAGCAAUUGUUCAGUGAAUACGAGGCUAAUAAUAAAGACAUAAGGGAUGAUGUUGAUGACUUCUGUGAAAUAUAUGAAAGUUCUAUAGGCAAUUUAACAGUAGGAUGA
Kluyveromyces marxianus DMKU3-1042 is the source of this 234-nucleotide messenger RNA. RefSeq lists its product as uncharacterized. The transcript has a single exon. Lineage: Eukaryota; Fungi; Ascomycota; Saccharomycetes; Saccharomycetales; Saccharomycetaceae. The record is from RefSeq and is a predicted model, not a curated record. The coding region runs from base 1 to 234 and encodes 77 amino acids.